CGACUUACGUAAUGAGAGUGUUAAUAUCAAUUUUGUAUAUUCCAUCAAAAGGUUAAGAGAACCAUGUGUGAUUCAGCUAAAAAAAUGAAAGAUUCAAGUGUAAAGAACAAUGUGAAAAAUGAAUCAAUGGAUCAGUUUUGUCAAAAACAAAGUGCAGACAAAAAGGAAUCUAUAUUGAAAAGUACAAAUGAAGAUGUUCAACGUGCAAUUGAAGGUUUAAAGGAUAUACCAGAUGAAGAACUUCAAGAAUUUCUUGAUGAUGAAGAUUUUAUGGAAGGUUUAGAUGUCGUUGAUGCUUGGGAAGGUGAUGAAGAAAAGGGCCGUGACAUUGAACUUAAAACUACACAUGCCAAGGAUCCAGAACAAAAGCGUUCUUCUAGGGACAGACAUCGACGUGACCACAAAGGAUCUUACAAUCGUGAAAGGCCAAAGAGAGAAGACAAGAAACAUGAAGAACUACGUCGUGAUCCUUCUAAAAGCACAAAAGAUAUAGAGAGGGAUAAAAUACGUACAAAAAGAGAUAAUGAAAGCAAACUCUUAGCAGAGAAAGAAAAAGCUAUCAAGCAUUUGUUGGAUUCUGAUAAUGUUGUACCUCCAGGUACAGAAGCUGAAGCAAUUCAAAGCAUUACAGAAAAACAAAAUUUAGAACAAGCACAAAUGCAUAUUCGCAGAAGCCGAGAACGACGUAGAAGUUUAGAACGUCAAAGAGGAAAUUCAUUGCGACGUAGAACUCCCGAUAGAAUUAGACUAAAUUCUCCUCGACGAAAAUCUCCAUUAAUAUUAAGUCCAGAACGUUGUAGAAGUCCCUUCAAGAUAAACAGUGAAAGACAUCGAAGUCCAUUAAGGUUUAGUCCUGACAAGAGGAGAAGUCCAAGAUUUAACUGUGCUCGUAGAAGUCCAUUUGGAUUCAGUCCAGAACGACGAAGAAGUCCAGUUAGAAGACUUAGUUGGGAACGAAGAACAAGUACAGAUAGAAGAUGGAGUGCUGAACGACAUAGAAGACGUAUAAAUAUACAUGAACGCAGUGUGGAACGUCUUAGAAGAAAAGUCAGUCGCUCACCAGUUAGCAGACGUUACAGUCCGCGUCGUAGGAGUCGAACUCGAAGUAGAUCGUUGGAACGCCGAAGGAAGCGAUCACCCUUUAUUAAUGAACUUACAAGACAACUAAGAAAUGAAGCUAUAAUGACAACACAUAUGAAUACUGGAUAUGCACACCCUUCUUCUAUGGAUGGCAUAUCACCGCUAAUGAAUAAUGUGUAUCAACAAGAAACGGAACCUAGACCGCCAAUACCGAUACCGCCUUAUAUGCACCAACCUGGUUUAGCACCACCAAUGUCAUCAAGUGUAACAGCUGGUGGCCCACCAUUUAUAAAUUUUGAAAAUUCAUCUCAGACAAUGAAUUUCGAUUCUGUACCAUUACAUCCAUUACCUCAAACUGAGUACGUUUCUGGUCCAGUAAUGUAUAAUCAGCCAAACACUAGUUCAAUUCAGCCUACACAUCGACCAGCACUUCUUCCAGCACCAAUUUCUUCACCACAGCAUGAAUCUGCUACAUCUUCAGUGGAACAUGUACAAACAUAUAGUUCAUCGCAUGGUAUUUCUUCUACUCGUCAGUCCCCAAUACAGAAUUUUGAAUUACUAAAUAAAUCUAAGGAUACAAUCCCUCAAAACUACAGAGAUCGUAGAUUUACGGAUUCUUAUAAUGGAUACCACGUUUCACAAGAAGAACGAUUAAAGACUCCUGAACCACCAGUCAUCUCUGAUACAAAACAAUUUGAAAAAACAAGUUUGUCCAGUCUGUUGGAAGCAUCUGUUUCCGCUAAAGAUUCAACUAGUCUACCAGUUUUGUAUCCAGGAUUCAAACCUGAAAUAUUACGCCAUUGUGAACAUGCUCUACGCGAACUUCCUAUCGAAGAUCCUCGUUUAAAGAUGAAGGGGCGAUUUUUCUACGAUCCAAAGAAAAAAACUGUACAAAAUGAACAGGAUGUAUAUUCAUCAAAUUCUAUACUUUUGCAAAAAAGCAAAAGCAAAAUAUAUUGGGAAGAAGAAGAAGGACAACACCUAAGUACCAUAAAACAAAAUGUACAAAUGCAUCAAAAAAUUUGUCAAACUGAUGAAGUGGAGACAAGUACGAAAUUUAUUCAAGCAAGUGUUAUUAUGGUUGACUUUGAAGUACAGGUGAAUCCUCAAGAUUUAUAUGCCAUGAAAGAAGAAAAAAAACCCAUCAUGGAUCGCUUAGAUUGGAAUGUGCGUGAAACAUUUGAUUAUACGCCCAAAUUUCGAGAAGCUGAUGAUCUGAGAUGGAGUUUAAGUAAUUCUUCCCAAAAAAGAACUUGGAAUAGAACGGUAUCGCCCCCGAGAAGGAUCGAUGAGCGUGAACAUCGUGUAGAUUCUGUAUCUUCCUUAGAUCAUAAUUCAAGAAAUAUGAAAUUGGGAUCACCAGUAAGAAAUAGAGACAAUUUCUCCAGUCAUAAAGGAUCUUUACGGGAUCAUUAUGUUCGUGAAAGAUACUCGCCUAAUUAUAGGCAUUCUUUAGAAGAACGUGAUGAAUUUCAUGAAAAUAAAAGUGAUCACAGCCGCGGUGAAAGUCCAAUGAUGCUAGAAGAUUCUGCAGAAGAACUAGAAUUGGAACACACAUUCCAAAGAGGAACAGAUUGGCAUGGAAGAGGGAAGUUGUCAAGAGGUAAAUCAAGUCCUUUAAUGAAACCACAUCUGUACAGAGGAAAACAUUCAGGAGGAAGAUCUUAUCGUGGCCGUGGAAGUUUUCGUGGAAAAUUCUAA
Messenger RNA from Habropoda laboriosa, 2781 nucleotides. RefSeq lists its product as uncharacterized. The transcript has 7 exons. The record is from RefSeq and is a predicted model, not a curated record. Bases 64 to 2781 code for a protein of 905 amino acids. NCBI's taxonomy places the organism in Eukaryota, Metazoa, Arthropoda, Insecta, Hymenoptera, Apidae.